AUUUAUAUGGCUUCCAUUACAUACUAUAACAAAGCCAAGUUCAAAACCCCCCGAGAGAUAUAAAACCCAAAGAAACAAAAAGUACCUCUCUCUCUUUCUCUCUCUCUCUCUUUCUCUCUUUCUCUCUCGAUCUGAAUCUCUCCGCCAUGACUGCAAAUUAGCAGGUUUUGAGCUUUUUUUCCCCUAUAUACGAGGAUUUUCCCUCCGUUUUUUCUUUGAAAAUGGAGGAAGAAAUACUGAAACGGAACACGGACUGCGUGUAUUUCUUGGCUUCCCCCCUCACUUGCAAGAAGGGGGUUGAAUGCGAGUACCGCCAUAGUGAGAGUGCAAGGCUUAACCCGAGGGAUUGCUGGUAUUGGUUGAGUGGGAAUUGCCUCAACCCAACCUGUGCUUUCCGACAUCCACCUUUGGAUGUGCAUACUGAAGCUCCAUCAGAGAGUUUAACUUUGCCACAUCAAUCAUCUGCACCAUUGAGCAAGAACAAUGUGCCCUGUUAUUUUUACUUCAAUGGAUUUUGCAAUAAAGGUGAAAGGUGUUCUUUCCUACAUGGUCGAAAUGGUAUGUUACCUGCUUGGAAAUCCUCAAAGACAGCUUCUGUAGUGAGUGAUGCCCAUCCCUUGGAAAAUAAGACAGUAACAGGAAGUGACAUAUUGCAAGCACCAAUUGAAGCACCUCCUGUCCCAUCAGGAACCACCUCAAAGUCGAUGGCAAAUGUACAGUUUCUGCCUAAAGAAGAUCAACAAUCAGCCCCUAAAGAAUUUCAGCCCAAACAGGUUCUCCAACUGUCAGGCCCUAAGCAGUUUACGCCUAAACAGGUUAACCAACAAUCGGUCUCUAAGCAGUUUCAGCCUAAAGAGGAUCUCCAACAAUCAGCUCCUAAUGUUAGUUUGGAUCCAAGCUCCUCCCCAGAGACAUCGAUGCCUGAGUGUGAUGAGGCAGCAGCUAAAUCAGAUUCCCCACCUCCAGCAGAAGAUCUGGUUGAAAGCAGAUCCCUUCUAGGGCAGGACCAGAGUUCAGAAGAGCAUGUAGAUGAUCGCAUUGAACCAGAAGAAUGGUGGGAAUCAUCCCCAGGAUUUGAUGUACUCGUGGAUGAUGGAUCGGAAAAUAUGGGCUAUGAGGAUGAACCAGAGUAUUUAAUGGCCCAUGAUAGUGAAGCGAGGGGGCUCCAUAAUCACUUACUCCAGUAUGAUUAUGAAGAUCCAUCUGGGUAUGAUCCUAGUGAAUAUCAAGAAACUGGAAUCCUGUAUGAACAGGGGAUAUAUGACUCCUAUGAUCGUUUAGAGGAUGAUUAUACCUCCUAUCAUGCUCGAAGAGUUUCUGAUCUCUCUAAGGAGAGAAUGUUGGACCCUAUGUUUUUCCGCAAAAGGAAGAUCUUGCCUAGGGAAGUGGGUAUGGAUGGGCAGCAUAGUUUGGAUCUACGGGAACACCUGACAAAACACAGGAGAAUGGACAGACGCCAAGUGUCUUAUAACCCAAGAAGGCGUAACUCAUCUCGUCUGAAUGAUCGCAGACGGGAACGGCCUGAAAGGCAUGGUAUGAAUAGCUUGAUGCAAGGGAGAUUAGCAUCAGAAGUGGGCAAGGAUAUGAUUGGUUUGCGCAAUGAGAAUGAGAUUGGGCCUAGGGACAGCCACCGACGAGGCUGGUUUAGGCAAUCACAGUCUAGGUCUACUAACAGGUCCAGGCAGCAUGAGAAGGAAAGAAGGCAUCCUAGAUCAAACUUCCUUCCUUCAGAGAUCUCGAGGGAAUCAAAGAGAUGUACUCAGGAUUCUGCUACAUUCACAGGACCAAAGACACUUGCACAGAUCAAAGAAGAGAAGAGAAAAGCAAGGGGAACUGAGGAUGCCUUUGGAAUCUCAGGGCAACCAAGCAAGAUGACAUCAGUAGACUUCCAGGGCCCUAAAUCUCUGAGUGAAAUUCUGAAGGACAAAAGGAGGGCUCAUCUGACGAGUGAUGACUAUUCUAGCAGCAGUUUGAGGGAUUAUAACAUUGAACAUGAAGGGAACCAUAAUCAGUUAAAUGAAGAAGAGAAUGACUUUGUAGAUGAUGACGAGGAUGAUGAAGAUGAAGAUGGGUUUGAGAAGAAGAUUGCUAGUAUAUGCUCUUAAAACAACAGAUAGUCCAUUUUUUUUUUUUUGACCAUGGUGCUUCUAUUAAUUGAUGAAUAUAAUGAUAGAAUUCAGAAGAAAGUCAUAACAGCACAUUUUGUUAUGAUUCUUGAGUUCUCUUGCAGGGCCCUUUAUCGUCUUGCUUUUAGAGUUUUUAACAUACUGUUACUGCUUUGCAAUUACCAAUCGACAUCGCUUCUGUGAUUGAACAUGCCCAGAGUUACUGUACAAAGUUGCUAAUUUCCGUUUGUCA
Molecule: messenger RNA, 2358 nt
Organism: Nelumbo nucifera (sacred lotus)
Lineage: Eukaryota; Viridiplantae; Streptophyta; Magnoliopsida; Proteales; Nelumbonaceae
Product: zinc finger CCCH domain-containing protein 32-like
Molecular function (GO): metal ion binding; mRNA binding
Source: RefSeq, a predicted model, not a curated record